AUGGUGAUCAGGAUUAUCGCACUUUUAUUCGGCUUCCUGGAUAUGUUCAAAGAGCUCUCUGUGUCUGAUGAAUUGGAUCAAGAUGAUGGAUUUGUAUUUCUGGAGCGGUCAAGCAAAGAGCUAUACAAUGAAUUGAAAAGGAAGCCAAAGACGGGAUUGCUGGCCCAUGUUCUCAAGACGAUCGUGGCUCAAUAUGCAGGUCGACCCGAUUUUACAGCAAUCGACGAGGAUUUGUUUUCGUAUACAACAUUCAAGCCUUUCUUUAACACCAUCGUUGGACGUAUACCUUAUUGUUCGCGGGAUGGACGAUUCACACAAUUGGGUAAAAGUUUGCAGCCGUGA
Messenger RNA from Lichtheimia ornata, 342 nucleotides. RefSeq lists its product as uncharacterized. The coding region runs from base 1 to 342 and encodes 113 amino acids. The transcript is spliced from 4 exons. The record is from RefSeq and is a predicted model, not a curated record. NCBI's taxonomy places the organism in Eukaryota, Fungi, Mucoromycota, Mucoromycetes, Mucorales, Lichtheimiaceae.